AUGGCAUUUGUUGUUGAGCCCGUCGUCUCUGGACUCAUUAAGGGAUUGUUUAAGAUAUUGGGGUCCAAUGAAGUGUGGGACUUUGCUCGGCGACUUGUUGGAGUAGAGUCCGAGCUAAAAGAGCUGGAAAACAAGUUGCAGAUGGUUGAAAACCUUCUUCUCUAUGCAGAAGACAAGCAGCUGAUGGAUAAAAGCGUUAAAAAGUGGCAUGACAAUCUUCAACAAUGGGCUUAUGAUGCGGAGGACUUACUGGAUGAGUUUGCCUACGAAGCUUUGCGAUGCAAAAUGAAGGCGCAACACCAGGCUAGCAAAGGACUUAGCUGCCUCCCUGCUUGUUUCCCUAGUCCUUCAUUCGCCGUCCAGAUGGGGUCCAAGAUCAAAGAAAUCAAUUGCCGGUUGGAAAAGCUUCGCCAACAAAGAUCAGCUGAACGUGAAUUUCAAGAGCUCUCUAGAAUGACAUCAAGUAAGGCUGUAGUUCAAGGACCAGAGGAAACUUCAAGCGUCCCCCCUGAACAGAUUGUUUAUGGUAGAAAUAAAGAUGAACUCACACUACUUGACAUGGUGAAAAGUGGUGUCGACAUUCAAGUGAUAGCAGUUGUCGGCAUGGGAGGGAUCGGCAAAACGACAAUUGCUCGGAUUCUAUACAAUCACAAGCAGCUGGAAGAUUUGAAGUUUGACAAAAAAGCGUGGGUGUGUGUUUCAACCUACUUUGACGUUCUCAAAAUCUCAAAGGAACUUAUUGAGCAAUUCUCGUCUUCUGUUCCAAAUAAUUUAAACGAACUGCAAGUUAAGCUGAAAGAGGCAGUAAGUGGAAAGAAAUUCCUGAUAGUAUUAGACGAUAUUUGGAAGGUGGAGUACAACGAAUGGGAAAAGCUUAAAUCUCCUUUCACAGCUGGUGCAACUGGAAGCACAAUGAUCGUGACAACACGCCAUACAGAUGUUGCACAAACAAUGAGAUGCUCUCAUACUUAUCAUUUGAAUUUUUUAUCCCAAGACGAUUGUAAGUCCUUGUUUCAGGAGCAUGCGUUUGGAAUUGGUGCAGCUGCUGUUCCUAAUCAAAUAACCGAUUCAAUUUACAAAAGAGUUGUAGAAAGUGGCCUACCACUGGCAGCAAAGACCCUCGGUGGUCUUCUGCGCUCUAAGCCAAGCGAUACUUGGGAAAAAAUAUUAGAAAGCAAUAUAUGGAGUACAUCUGAUGAAAGCGAUCACAUUCUCCCAGCAUUAAAGCUAAGUUUUCAUUAUCUUCCUUCGAAUCUAAAAAGAUGUUUUGGCUAUUGCGCAAUUUUUCCUAAAGAUUACGAAUUUGAGAAAAAGGAACUUGCACUUCUAUGGAUUGCGGAAGGUAUUAUUCAACCAUCUGAUAAGCAACUAGAUGAGGCAAGUGAGUGUUUUCAUAAAUUAUGUUCAAGGUCGCUUUUCCAACAAUUGAGUAGUCGUAGUUCUAAAUAUAUUAUGCAUGAUCUUAUUCAUGAUCUAGCUCAAUUGGUUUUUAAAGAAAUUGCUUUUAGAUCUGAGCAAAAUAUAGUUGAGUUACCAGAAAAAUUUGAAAAAGUUCGUCAUUUUACUUAUGAACCUGAUGAUUAUACUAAAGAAAAUAAAUUUAAAGCCUUGGAAAAAGUAAAAAGUCUAAGAACAUUUUUGCAUGUGAGGCAUCGACAUGGAUAUGGCUAUUUUAUUAGUGCUACAGUUGUUUUGGAUUUGUUGCCGAAGUUAGAAAUGUUGAGAGUACUAUCUUUUGAAGGACAUUGCAUCAUUGAUUUACCUAAUUCAAUUGGAGAUAUGAUGCAUUUAAGGUAUCUCAACUUAUCUAGUACUUGUAUAAGAAGUUUGCCUAAGUCAAUAAGCCAAUUAUUUAAUUUGCAAACUUUGUUAUUACAAAAUUGUUCUUAUUUCAUGAAGUUGCCUUCGAAAAUAAGAUAUUUGACCAAUCUACGUCAUCUUGAUAUAAGUGGUAAAAAUUCAUUGAAAGAGAUGCCACUUGGAAUGAAAGAGUUGAAAAAUCUUCAAAUAUUGUCAAAUUUUAUUGUGGGCAAGGAUGCGGGUUCCAAUUUGGAAGUCUUGAAGAGCUUAAGUUUUCUUCAAGGAAAGCUUCACAUUUCAAAAUUACAAAAUGUGACGGAUCCAAAUCAAAUGCGAGAGCAAAUAUUAAGCAAUAAGAACAAUCUAAAAGUUUUGUUACUAGAAUGGGGAUAUCAAGAGAACUCACGGAAAGUGGAUGUAGAAACGAAUGUACUUGAGAAGCUAAUGCCUCCUAGCAAUUUGGAAGAACUCACAAUCCGAGGCUAUAGUGGGGAAAGUUUUCCAUCUUGGUUAGGAGAUUUGUCAUGGCUCUCUAAUUUGGUGGUUCUUAAAUUAGAAGAAUGUAAGAGGUGCGUGUGUUUGCCUGCACUUGAAAUGUUGAGCUCACUUGAAGACUUAACCAUUAAAGACAUGGCAAGUCUAAAAAGAAUAGAUUUUCAAAGACCUUUCAAGUCAUUAGAAUUUCUUCAUUUUGAGAAUUUGCAAGAAUGGGAGCAUUGGGACAGUUGGAGGGGAAAUGAAGAUACUAGAAAUUUUCCAAAGCUUCGUGCACUUUUUAUCAAAGAAUGUCCCAAACUUAUUGGAGAAGUACCUGAUUAUCUUUCUUCAUUAGAAAGUUUUAUUCUUAGGAAUUGUCCAAGGUUGGUGAUCUCAUUCUCAAAUUACCCAAUACAUUGCAAAUUAGAAAUUGAAAGUUGUGAAGAACUUGACGGUUGUGAAGGAAUUGUAUGUAAUGAUGGUUUGAUUGAUUUUAAGUUUUUGAAUUCUCAAUGUCUUGCCAAUAUUCCGGAGGUUAAAGAUAAAUUAAGGAAAGGAUUUCAAAGAGUAGAAUUUUUGAAGAUUGUUGGUGACGAAGAGAUUAUGGAAUCAUGGCGAAGUCUGGAAAACACCAAUUUUCUUUCCAAUCUAAAUUCUCUUGAGAUUAGAGAGUGUCAAAAUCUAGCAUCUAUUGGAAGGGGCAUGAUACCUUCAUCUCUAAAAGAACUUGAGAUCUGUGAUUGUAGGAGUCUUGCAAUUAUUGGUAAGGAUGCCCUACCUUUCUCUCUAAAAAGGUUUAGCAUUGAAUCUUGUGGAGAACUGAAUUUUUUGAAGGAUUUAAGUGUUUCUCUUCUUAAGUACUUGGAGAUUUGUGAGUGUGAAUCUCUCAAGUGCAUAUCAUUAGAUGGUCCGUUGCCUGAGACACUCAACGAACUAAUUGUUGAAGGAUGUGAAGCGCUGGAAAUAUUAUCAUCUAGUGGAAAUGAGUACCUCCCUAAGGCACUUACGUCCAUCUAUAUUUGUAAUUGUGAAGAGCUAAAGUCAAUUGGUGAGUCGUUUGAUAAUAGCCCGUGUCUUCAAGAAAUUACUUUAGAGGAUUGUGAAAAUCUUGAAUGCUUGCCUUUAGGUCUACACCGUCUUCCAUUCCUUGACUCUAUUGUAAUAAUAGAUUGUCCAAAAUUGUUAGUGAGAGAAGGUGUUCCCACCAGCCUUAGACAACUCUUAAUUAAUGAAUGUGAAGAUGACAAGGGAAUGGGAAUUGGAAUGCUCACGUCUCUACGAACGUUGCAAAUCGGAUACCUCCUACAGCUUGAAUCCAUCUCAGACCUGAGCAAUCUCACAUCUCUUGUAGAGUUGAAUAUCGCUUUCCUCCCACUGCUUGAAUCCAUCCCAGACCUAAACAACCUCAAGUCUCUUAAGGUAUUCACCAUUGUUGGGCUGGAAUUUGAACUAAUUCCAAAUCUCAGUGGCCUAACCUCUCUUACAGAGUUAUGCAUUGAGGAAUGCCAAAAGCUCAAAUCAGUUCCAAGUCUCAGCGGCCUCACCUCUCUUGAAAGUUUGGAGAUCAAUGAUCUCCCACAGCUUCGAUCAAUCCCAGAUCUGAGCAACCUCACCUCUCUUACAAGAUUCGAGAUUAGUAAAUGCCCAAUGAUCAAAUCAAUUCCAAAUCUGAGCAGCCUCACCUCUCUAACGGAAUUCAGCAUUACAGAAUGCGCAGGGCUUAAAUCAAUUCCAAAUCUGAGCAGCCUCACCUCUCAUGAAAGAUUAGUCAUUGAGGAUUGCCCAAACCUCAAAUCCAUUCCAGACCUUGGCAACUUCAAAGAUUUAUCAAUUAAGGAAUGUCCAAAACUCAGAUCCCUGCAAACCCUGCCAUCUUCACUUCAGUCUUUAGAUGUUAUUGAUUGUCCUCUGCUUAAAAAACGAUGGAAAAGUGUUACAGGAAAAUAUUCCUCAAGAUUUCUCAAAUUCCUGAAGUUAAAAUAG
Molecule: messenger RNA, 4260 nt
Organism: Mangifera indica (mango)
Lineage: Eukaryota; Viridiplantae; Streptophyta; Magnoliopsida; Sapindales; Anacardiaceae
Product: putative disease resistance RPP13-like protein 1
Exons: 2
Coding region: 1-4260 (1419 amino acids)
Biological process (GO): defense response to other organism
Molecular function (GO): ADP binding; protein binding
Source: RefSeq, a predicted model, not a curated record